Scedosporium apiospermum is the source of this 504-nucleotide messenger RNA. RefSeq lists its product as uncharacterized. The transcript has 2 exons. The record is from RefSeq and is a predicted model, not a curated record. Gene Ontology annotation, biological process: regulation of transcription by RNA polymerase II. The coding region runs from base 1 to 504 and encodes 167 amino acids. Gene Ontology annotation, molecular function: transcription coregulator activity. Lineage: Eukaryota; Fungi; Ascomycota; Sordariomycetes; Microascales; Microascaceae. Gene Ontology annotation, cellular component: mediator complex.
AUGGCAUCUAAUCAAUCACCAAACUCAUUCCAGCCCUUCACCAUCUCCGAACGCAUCCAACAACUCAACGAGAUCGACAAGAAAAUCGCCGAAAUAAUGACCCACACAAGCACCGCCCUAACAGCCCUAACCCCCUCCCCCUCAACCCCCCUCUCCACCCAACAACAAACCUUCAAAUCCUCCAUGGACGCCUUCAUCACGACGCUGCACACCAUCGACGUGCACAUGAAACGGCAGAUCUUCGGCCUCGAGGAAGCGGGCAUCAUCGACCUGUCUAACGACCGGGCCGAUGCGGCGGACCAGAGGCAGAAGAAGAAGGCGGCGACGCUGAGUCCGACGGCGGUGGGAACCGUGGGGAAUCUGGAUGUGGGUUGGUUGAAUAGUAGGAGGAAUCGGGUGGAGAGGGAUAUGGAGGCGGAGCUUUGGCGGACGGGGAGGGAGGUUUUGGAAGGGGGGAAGGGUGAGGGGACGGGGGCUGUGAAGGGGGAACCUAUGGAGGAGUGA